Lactuca saligna is the source of this 2095-nucleotide messenger RNA. Lineage: Eukaryota; Viridiplantae; Streptophyta; Magnoliopsida; Asterales; Asteraceae. The record is from the annotation of a GenBank genome assembly.
GGAUGGAGAAAGAAAACGCAUCACAUUCAUAGUUUCAUACUUUCAUAUCCAAACUUGUAUUCGAUUAUAUUGGAGGGAAUAUAUAUAUAUAUAUAUUAUAUAUACAAGUAUAAGUAAGAUCAAAGAGUGUGCUUGAAUGGUACCCGAUAUAAAAGGAUCCAUGAUGAAUGGGGAGAUUGAGGGAGAGAAAAGAGGUGAAAUGGAAGAUGCGAAGAAAAAUGAUGGUGAUGGUGAUGGUGUGGAGGAGGGUGGUUCAGGGAGGCUGCAGCCAUGGACAAAGCAGAUUACAGUUCGUGGGAUUGUGGCAAGUUGUAUCAUAGGGAGUAUUUACAGUAUCAUAGCAAUGAAAUUGAAUCUGACAACUGGAAUGACACCUAAUAUGAAUGUCUCGGCUGCACUUCUUGCUUUUGUGUUCAUGAGGACUUGGACAAAGAUGCUUCAGAAAUCAGGGAUUUCAUCUGUUCCCUUUACCAGACAUGAGAACACCAUGAUUCAGACAUGUUCCGUUGCCUGUUACAGCAUUGCUAUUGGAGGUGGAUAUGGAUCUUAUUUACUGGGAUUAAACAAGAAAACAUAUGAGAUGGCUGGAGGUGUGAAUUCUCCAGGGACUUAUAAAGAACCUGGUGUUGGUUGGAUGAUGGGCUACUCUUUCUUGGUCUGUUUUAUUGGUCUUUUUGUAUUGAUCCCACUACGCAAGGUUUUAAUCGUGGACUAUAAGUUGGUGUUUCCAAGUGGGAUGGCGACUGCGGUUCUUAUUAAUGGAUUUCAUACUCAAGGAGAUGAUAUGGCAAAGAAGCAAGUGAAGGGAUUUGCAAAGUACUUUUCUGCAAGCUUUCUAUGGGGGUUUUUUCAGUGGUUCUUUACAGGAAAAGAAGAAGAUUGCGGAUUUGUUCAGUUUCCUACAUUCGGUUUAAAAGCUUGGAAGAACACGUUUUACUUUGACUUUAGUAUGACUUAUGUGGGAACCGGAAUGAUUUGUCCUCACAUUGUGAACUUGUCGUUGCUAAUUGGAGCUGUGAUUUCAUGGGGUAUAAUGUGGCCCUUAAUUGGAAAAAACAAAGGAGACUGGUAUCCUGAUGGGUUGCCUGAAAGCAGCAUGAAAAGUCUCAAUGGCUACAAAGCCUUUAUUUCCAUUGCUCUGAUCCUAGGAGAUGGUCUAUACAACUUCGUCAAGAUACUAUACAUCACAUCCAUGAGUGUACACGGAAGAUUCAAGAACAAAAGCCUGAAUCCAGUUAGCGAGAAGAAGGUGAGUGAAAUUGAGCUAAAACAAAACGAGGUUUUCUUAAGAGAAAACAUUCCCAUGUCAAUAGGAGCAAUCGGAUACAUAACUUUAGCUAUAAUCGCUGUGAUUGCAAUCCCAUACAUGUUUCCCGAAGUUAAAUGGUAUUAUGUCAUCAUCUCCUACAUAUUUGCUCCAUCUUUAGCCUUCUGUAACGCGUAUGGAGCUGGGUUGACCGACAUCAACAUGGCUUACAAUUACGGGAAAAUCGGGCUUUUCAUGAUGGCGGCAAUGGCGGGAAAAGAGGACGGUGUGGUGGCGGGAAUGGCGGGAUGUGGGCUGGUGAAAUCGGUGGUUUCGGUUUCUUGCAUUCUGAUGCACGACUUGAAAACCGGUCAACUGACGUUGACUUCUCCAAGAACGAUGCUUGUGAGUCAAGCAAUCGGGACAGCAAUAGGGUGCUUGGUGUCACCAUUGAGCUUCUUUUUGUUCUACAAAGCUUUUGAUAUUGGAAACCCUGAUGGAGAAUACAAAGCACCAUACGCGAUAAUCUACAGAAACUUAGCGAUUCUUGGGGUGCAAGGUUUUUCGGCUUUACCUAAACAUUGUUUGGACCUUUGUUAUGGUUUUUUCGCAUUUGCUGUGUUGAUUAAUAUGAUUAAAGAUAUGUUGCCUAAAAAGAUAGGGAAAUGGAUGCCAUUGCCUAUAUGUAUGGCUGUUCCUUUUUUGGUGAAUGCUAAAAAGGCGGAUUCAAUGGUGCCAGCGGUUGCUUCUGGUUUGAUCUGUGGUGAAGGUAUGUGGUCCCUACCAGCUUCGGUUCUUGCAUUGGCCAAAAUUAGGCCUCCGAUUUGUAUGAAGUUUUUUUCUUCUUAG